AUAACCAGACACAGUCCUAGAAUCCUAUGACGCUCUGGCCACUAUAUAAGCAGAGACCAGGAGCUUGUUCGUCCUCUGUGCACCUGGAGAGACGACACCUUGAUCUACCCUGCGGCUGGUCAUCAUCAGAAAAGCUAAGUUUGCUACACAAUAAGGAUCAGGAGAUCUGACCCUGGUUGCAGAACCAUUCCUGUUUGCAGAAUACAGGGUUGUAUUCCCACUUCAUCUUUCCAGACCAUCCUAGGAGAUCUGUCAGAUUCCAUCUGGGAAAUUACUAGGAGUCCUUGGAAGGGAAAGAAGGAAGAUUGUUGGUUGGAAUAAAAACAGGGUUGAAUGAGUUCCAGAAAGCAGGCUUCUCAAACUCGUGGACAACAAUCUGCUGAAGAAGACAACUUUAAGAAGCCAACUCGAAGCAACAUGCAGAGAAGUAAGAUGAGGGGAGCUGCCUCAGGAAAGAAGUCGGCUGGUUCACAGCCAAAGAAUCUUGAACCAGCCCUCCCAGGAAGAUGGGGCAGCGAAGUGCCCCAGCCCCCCCGGAAGAAACGGGCACGGGCUGACCCCACUGUGGAGAGUGAGGAAGCAUUCAAGAAUAGAAUGGAAGUGAAAGUGAAGAUUCCCGAAGAGCUAAAACCAUGGCUGGUGGAGGACUGGGACUUGGUUACCAGGCAGAAGCAGUUGUUCCAGCUCCCUGCUAAAAAGAAUGUAGAUGCCAUUCUUGAGGAGUAUGCCAAUUGUAAGAAAUCACAGGGAAACGUUGAUAAUAAGGAGUAUGCGGUUAAUGAAGUUGUGGGAGGGAUAAAAGAGUAUUUCAAUGUGAUGCUGGGCACUCAGCUGCUCUACAAGUUUGAGCGGCCCCAAUAUGCCGAAAUCCUUCUGGCACACCCAGAUGCGCCAAUGUCGCAGAUCUAUGGGGCGCCACACCUACUGAGAUUAUUUGUGAGAAUUGGGGCAAUGUUGGCCUAUACGCCCCUUGAUGAGAAAAGCCUGGCAUUAUUGUUGGGCUAUUUGCAUGAUUUCCUUAAAUAUCUGGCAAAGAAUUCUGCCUCUCUGUUCACUGCCAGUGAUUACAAAGUGGCUUCUGCUGACUACCAUCGCAAAGCCCUGUGAAGGUCUACUGACCACUCACUAUCGUCUGGUAUCUGUAAACACUUCUGUUUAGUCCUUUCAUUGUAUAAUUGAUGUUCUUUACAACUGUCGAUGUAAAACAGGGCUUAUGUUUCAGUUUGUUUCCUGUUCUGUUGUAAACAGAAAAUAAAAGGAGUGCCCAGCUCCUUUCCUCAUUUCAAAGUUGCUACCAGUGUAUGCAGUAAUUAGACAAAGAAGAAAUUCAGUAGAACAUUUUAUUGCCUAGUUGACAACAUUGCUUGAAUGCUGGUGGUUCUAUCCCUUUGACACUACACGGUUUUCUAAUAUGUGUUAAUGAAAAGUGAGAAGAUGCCCUGGUUCCUAGUGCCAAAGGUUCAACUUAAUGUAUAUACCUGAAAUCCCAUGCAUUUGUGCUCUUUUUUUUUUAUGGUGCUUGACGUAAACAGCCCAUCCUCUGCAAGUCCAUCUUGUUCCUUAGGCAUUCAUUCUAUCUUUGCUCAAAUUGUUGAAGGAUGGUGAUUUGUUUCUUGGUUUUUGUAUUUGAGUCUCAUGCACGUUCUAACAUGAUAGAGGCAAUGCAUUAUUGUGUAGCCACAGUUUUCUGAAAAGUUGAUAUUUUAGGAAUUGUAUUUCAGAUCUUAAAUAAAACUUGUUUCUAAAUUUCAAAGCAAAA
Messenger RNA from Cricetulus griseus (Chinese hamster), 1759 nucleotides. Lineage: Eukaryota; Metazoa; Chordata; Mammalia; Rodentia; Cricetidae. The record is from RefSeq and is a predicted model, not a curated record.